CCCCCCCCCCCGGAGUCCGGUAUGUUCUCGGAGCUGAACAACAUCCUGAACAACAGCCCCGAGCAGGGGGAGUGUGUACUUCUGUGUGACAGUCAGACGGAUGGCAACUUUCUUGUCCACCAUUUCCUUUCCUUCUAUCUGAAAGGAGGCUGCAAGGUGUGUUUCCUCGGUCUGAUCCAAUCCUUCAGCCAUUACAGUCUCGUAGCCCAGAAACUGGGAGUGAAUCUGCCCGCAGCCAGGCAGCAGGGCCAACUGGUCUUUAUGGAAGGACUCCGAUCGUCUCUGGACCUCUUACUCACUCAUGAACCGGAAGGGACGGCCACACAGAGCGAGUCUCCUCUCCAGUUCCUAAGCUCCCCUGGUGCUGACCUGCGGAGCCUGUACCGGUUUGUGAGAACGUCACUCUCGCCGAGCCCCGGAAGCGGCUGGAAGUUCCCGGUGCUGAUCGUGGACGAUCUCAGUGUCCUGCUCAGUCUGGGCGUUAGCACCACCAACAUCCUCAGCUUCAUCCAUUACUGUAGGGCCAGCAUCUGCUCCCAGCUUCAGGGCAAUGUGGUGGUGCUCGCACAUGACGACGCUGACUCGGAGGACGAGGAGAAUGAGCUGCUGGUGAAGUCGCUGCAGCACCAGAGCCACCUGACGUUGCGGGCGGAGGGGCUGGUCACCGGCUACUGCAAGGACAUCCACGGGCAGCUGAAGAUCACGCUACGGUCUCCUUUGCCCGGCCGGAAUACGACCAAAGUUUUCCAGUACAAGAUACAAGAUAAAAACGUGUCCUUCUUUGCCAGAGGAACCUCACCCGCUGUGCUGUAGAGGAUUAGAUCAAAACGCUGCCACCGGUUUCACAGAGAGCCUGAGACUCCUGACCUUCUGUCCACUGCACAAAGAGUCCCGUAGCUCAGUGGUUAGAGCGCUUGCCUCGCAAGCGAGAGGAACUA
Messenger RNA from Callorhinchus milii (elephant shark), 938 nucleotides. RefSeq names its product elongator acetyltransferase complex subunit 6 (gene elp6). The transcript has 7 exons. NCBI's taxonomy places the organism in Eukaryota, Metazoa, Chordata, Chondrichthyes, Chimaeriformes, Callorhinchidae. Gene Ontology annotation, biological process: tRNA wobble uridine modification. Gene Ontology annotation, cellular component: elongator holoenzyme complex. The record is from RefSeq and is a predicted model, not a curated record. The coding region runs from base 22 to 813 and encodes 263 amino acids.